Molecule: messenger RNA, 4986 nt
Organism: Phycodurus eques (leafy seadragon)
Lineage: Eukaryota; Metazoa; Chordata; Actinopteri; Syngnathiformes; Syngnathidae
Gene: dpf1
Product: double PHD fingers 1
Exons: 12
Coding region: 16-1242 (408 amino acids)
Biological process (GO): nervous system development
Cellular component (GO): nBAF complex
Source: RefSeq, a predicted model, not a curated record
CCGCAGCCCCAGAGAAUGAAUGAAAUUGAAAAAGCUGCUACAUUACAUGUACAAUACCGGGCUCCGCGGCGUUGCAUUCUAUCCUACUACACCAAAAUGGCCACAGCGGUACAGAACCACCUCAAAUCGCAAUCUGGAGGUGCAGUCAUCAAGAACAGUCUUGGAGAAGAGUUCUACAAGGAGGCCAUUGAACACUGUCGCAGCUACAAUGCCCGUCUGUGUGCUGAGCGCUCCAUGCGUCUCCCCUUCCUGGACUCCCAGACAGGCGUGGCCCAGAGCAACUGUUACAUCUGGAUGGAGAAGAACCACCGUGGACCAGGUCAUGCACCAGGUCAGCUGUACACAUAUCCCGCUCGGUGCUGGCGCAAAAAGAGGCGGUUAAACAUCCUGGAGGACCCGCGGCUUGUACCGAUUGAGUUCAAGAUUGACUAUGAGGCCUCCCUAAAGAAGGAGGGGGGUAUUCCAGAUGGUCCUGUGUUGGAGUCGCUGCUUGCCGGGGACACAUUGGACAAGAAGGUAGAAACAAAAGAGGAAGAGCCAAUGAGCGAGUGUCAGAAAUUGCUUGUUGGAGAUUUCCCUCAUGAGCUGGAGGUGGACGAGAUGGAAGAAGAUGUUCCCAAACGCAAGAACCGUACCAAAGCACGGGCCUAUGGGGUUGGUGGCAUGAGAAAGCGACAAGAGCCACCUGCUAUAGAAGACAGAGACAAGCCUUAUGUCUGUGACAUAUGUGGAAAGCGCUAUAAGAACCGCCCAGGACUGAGUUACCAUUACACUCACACACAUCUGGCUGACGAAGAGGGCGAGGAAGACUCAGAGAGGCACACACUCCCCUUCCAGCGCAAAAACAACCACAAGCCCAAGAAAGCAGCGGAUGGCUCGGUAAUCGCCAAUGGAUACUGCGACUUUUGCCUUGGUGGCUCAAAGAAGACUGGCUGUCCUGAGGACCUUAUUUCCUGUGCGGACUGUGGACGCUCAGGCCACCCGUCCUGUCUGCAGUUCACAGUGAACAUGACAGCUGCAGUGAGGACUUAUCGCUGGCAGUGCAUCGAGUGCAAGUCCUGCAGCCUGUGUGGCACCUCUGAGAAUGACGAUCAGCUGUUGUUUUGUGAUGAUUGUGACAGAGGCUACCACAUGUACUGUCUGAGCCCUCCUAUGUCUGAACCUCCAGAAGGAAGCUGGAGCUGUCAUCUGUGUUUGAGACAACUGAAGGAGAAGGCCUCAGCCUACAUCACCCUCAAUUAAUCUGGAGAGCUAGCUCUGCGUGCCUCAUCUUCUUGGCCCUUCACCCUGUCCCAAACAUUCCCUCUGUCGCCCUCUGUCUCUCUGUUUGAGCCUCGACUGCCCUGUCGACAGGCACCGGUCAACCUCUACGUUCUGACCUUGGGACCUUUGACUCAGCACAGGAUCCAGGAACUUCAUCUGAACAUCAUUCGAGGAGAGCUACGUACACUGUAACUUCCAACGUCCAUUUGUCACUCACACUCGUCUGCUGUGAAUGAAUGUGAAUCGACUUCCACCACACACACAAACACAAACACAAACACAGAAAACACACACAUUCUGUCCUCCUCUGGUGCAGAAGAAUUCAUGAGAUGGCAAUAGGUUUGCUCACAAGACACACACUCCAGCCUGUCAAGGGUACUUAGAGGAAUACUACUCCACUGGCUCCCCUCAAGGGCCCUCAGCAGAGCCCUAAUGAUCUCUGGUUGCAACUCAUUCAAGUAGUGAAUGAGAAUUAACAAGAUGGAAAGGUGCAAAGCAGAGGACGUGGCUUGGAAGACCCUGGAUAACAACGGGGCGACAACUGUGGACAAUGAACGCUUACGGCUUACGCUGCAGUGAACUUCUUCAGUAAGAUCUUGCUUCCUCGAGCAGUUUCCAAUAAUUGUACAGAAUUCAGAAUCAUUCUAAACUCUUGCAGACAAUUUCUCGUGUGGAGCUCAAACCACUUUACCCCAUAAAUGAUUUCACAGUGGAUUAUGAAGGCCUAUAUUGUCCAGUUAAUAUCAACAUGUGAAAGAAGAGAGUGGAUCUUCUCAAAUCAGCUGUCUCUGAUAAAACACUGUAUUUGGGGUGUGAAAUGACUGUUUAGACUUAGGAACUCUCCAAACAUCUUCCACUUCUGUGAGACAAUGACUGUGAAGCCAACACAUCACCACGUGCUUGUGUAUUGUCAGUGUGUUGCGAAUGUACGGUUGCUGUGUGGAUAACGCAGUUUGUCUGGCUUUUUUAAUGAUUCUUUUUUUAUUGUUAUUACGUUUCAUCUGCAUGUCUUAAUUUUGAUUGCUUGGGAAAUGUUUAUAAUUGAACUGGAGAAGAAAGCACACUUAAAUCGCAAUAAUGUCUUUGUGAUAAGAGCUGUUUUGGCCAAAUUAGCCGUGUUUUAAACUGUGUGUGUGCGUGUGUGUGUGCGUGUGUGUGUGUGUGUGCACGCGCGUUCAUGCGUGCGCGCACUUGUGUGCGCAGUCAUUGUAGCUGGCUCCACACUCAGUGGGAGCUUCUGUAUGUGAGUCGUUGAGUAUGAGGGAGGUAAUUUGAAUGUGAGGAAAACCAACAUUUUCCUGUUCAAGCAUUCCGGCAAUGAUGCAGGUGACACAAAGUAAUUCUUUUAACCAGGAAAUGUCACAAGUUAAUGCUCAAGUACUACUUAUGUGCAAAACCAAAUUCAAAUGGCUGAGUCUUGGAGUUCUCACUGUGAUACACAUCGUCUACCAGCCAUUCCAUAAACAGCUCUUAAGUGAGACGUGUUUAUUUUUAAUUAUAUGUGGUCUUAUUCCGCUGCCUCUUUAUUCUUUUUUACAACACACUCAAUAGGAGCUCAAACUGCGGAAUGAACAUCAGUUUGAUAAACAGUUUUUGUCUUCAUUAUUCAAUUUACUCUGCCUAAAAUAAUGGCAUGACAUGAUCAAAUAUUUAGUUGGACUGUAUUUAUUAAUAGCAACCACUCCUAUAACUUAAGUUUACUUGUUUGCAAGCUCAUUAUGACCAGCUGUAUUUGCAUCAAAAUAUGUCUGCCUGUGUGUCACAGUCAUUUGCACCGUUGACACAUGUACAGUAGCAUAACAUAACAUACACAUCUUUGGGCGCGGUGAUCAAAGUUCCAGCGAAGCCUCAUGUCAUUCGUUUCUCUCUGUCUCUGCACAAUAAACCACCAAAACCAGCAUGUACAUAUGUGUCACUCAACCAGAGAAAAAAAAAAAAACAAUGUUUCAUUGAAGAUACAAACUAGUUUAUAUUUUGAGGGAGUCUACUAUUGAGGAAAAAUAAUAUCCUGAGACAACAUGUCUGGUUAACAUGAAAGAUAAUGCAGAAUAUAAUUUAGGAGGGUGAUUUUAACCAGUGAGGAUGCAUCAUUCCAAUAAUCUUUUAUCUUUGAGAUGCAAGAUGUCUUUUUAAAAGAGAGAAAAGGGGAAAUAUAAUUUUUAAUGUACAGUACUGUGGAAAAGUCUUAAUCCAUCAUUAGAUUUGUCGUUUUAGCAAUGCUGUAGUCAGCGUGUAGAACUCAGAUGUCACUCAGUACAGCACAGACUGCCACCAAAGUCAACAAAAGUAACAAAUAACAACAAGGAACGAUCAGUGAUGAGCGCCUUACUAGUGUUUUGUUUUUGCGUCUGUUCAUUAGUUAGGUAAUUUCCGGGUUUGUGGGGAAUAACGAACCAAUCGGCAGUGCCACUAUCAUUCUAGGGGGCUGCAUUGAUGCCAUACAAACUCAAAUGGUGAAAAUGCAAUCCUGUAUCUGCACCUUUAUAGAGUUUGGUUUUGUUUUGCAUAAUCCAGUAUCUGUCCUACUUGUACUUUGUCGAAUUAACUGCUAUGAGAAAGGUUUAAAAAAAAAAAAAGGCAACAAAAAUGGUAGAGACUUUUGCACUGUACUGUAUGUGAUGGCCAAAGUAAUUUUGUUUACAUGAAUGACGCCUGAAAUGUUUCAAAUUUCACAUUUGAUAGUCAAUGAUUAUUUAUUUGUGAACAAGCAGAGACAAAACUAUAACCCUAUUAUAAUUAUCUGCAUUCUUUGGUCUUUCUUUUCCCACAAUCUUGGUCCAUUUGAUCUCUCACUGCGCUUCAUUUGAAAUUAGCAGGAACGAGUACAAAAGCGUUACAUACUGUACUUUGUUAAAACAUUUCCAGCAACCACACCUCCGCAAAAAGAGGCUUCCAUUCAACGCAAACAUGGCCAUCAAGCUGUGCUGAAAAUGCUUUCAUGUUGCCAUGAAAACAAUGUUCUGCCAUCAUGUCCGAGGGAUUUGGGCAAAUGGAUUUGUACAUUUUUGGAGGAAACUUUUUUGUUUUUACCUUUAUAUCAUGCUAAUUGUACUUUUGUUGGAAAUCCUACUAACUUCUCUGAUCACAGGCUGUCAUAAUGUCCUGGUUAAAUCCACUAAGCAGUCAUCUGGGUUGUGAAAUCUUCAUUUGAGUGCAAAGAGCUGACUGAUUGUUUGAUUGAUAAGAGAUGUAAUGUUUGCAUUUUUUGGAUGGAUGAAGAUGAUGGUAACUGAAAAGCCUUUAAAAUGAAAGUUUUCCUGGCACUUAAUGAUAGAGUCAUUUUUGAUUGUACGAUGUGAGAAGGAUAAGGCAGCCAUUUUGUAAUAUGGGCAUCAUGUUAUUGUAAAUUGAAACUUAAAGCAUCCUGCUACCCAAUUUAAAAAUGUGGACUGGCAAGGUCAGAGAGUUGAUGCUUUUUCGGCCAUUCUCGGCUUCUCUUGUAAAUUCCCAUUCUGUGAUUUUGCUUGCACUUUUUAAUUUUUCCACCAAAAAGAAGAUCAUUGUAAGAACUGUACGUAUGCGUGUGAGUGAGUGCACUUGUUAUUUUUGUAUCAUUUCCCCCCAAUCUGAUUGUCUUCUGUAAAUAACCCCAGAUAAAAAGUUUUAAUUUGUCUUUUCUAACUCGAGCGGAAGAUGCAAUCUUCUUCGACACUUUUUAUUCUCAUGCUGUCAUCACUGCAAUCGUUGUCUGUAAAUUCAACAUUCUCCCCUUUUUCUUCCCUU